Molecule: messenger RNA, 3066 nt
Organism: Saprolegnia parasitica CBS 223.65
Lineage: Eukaryota; Oomycota; Saprolegniomycetes; Saprolegniales; Saprolegniaceae
Exons: 28
Coding region: 1-3066 (1021 amino acids)
Molecular function (GO): protein binding
Source: RefSeq, a predicted model, not a curated record
AUGGCCGACGCUGCGACCGCCGAGCUUCUACUUGCUGUUGCUGCAGGCGACGUGCCUCGCGUCCGUGCGGCGCUCGCCGAUGGCGCCGACGUCAACGCGCGCAACGAGGCGGAUGCGACGCCGCUGGACGUGGCGUGUGGCGAGGACCGUCUCGAUGUGGUCACGUGCUUGCUCGCGCACCAUCGUAUGGACGUGGCCAAGGCGUCGCCAAUGCUCUUGUGGACCGUUUGUGAACGCGGCGCCGGUGCGAUGGUCGCGCAGCUCCUCGCCCAUCCCACGACGAACCCAAUGACGCUCCUACCGAGCGGGUGGAACGUGCUUUUUGCGCUCUGCAGCACGCCACGCAUGGCCGAGAUGCUGUCGCUUUUUGUGGACCAUCCGCGCGUCGACUGGAACGUCCCGAUCCACGGCGAGACACCGCUCCAGCGCGCUGUGCAAGAGCAAGCGUGGCACUACGUCGCGGUGCUGCUGCAGGACCCGCGCGUUCAUGUCAAUGUCUUUGUGGUACAUGGCGUCCACACGUGCAGUCGACAGAAGCGCACGACGCUCUUGCACGCGGCGUGCGAUGCCAAUGACGCCGAUGUCGUCGUAGCGUUGUUGCGUCGGCCCGACAUCAAUCGACACUGCCAAAUUAAGAACCAAGGCACAGCUUUCGCAUGGACUGUUGUCCGUCGUAAUCGUGCCAUCUUGGAGCUCUUUCUUGCUUUACCCGACGACGACAUCAAUCUCCCAAACAAUGACGGCAUGCCACCGCUGCACCUCGCCAUCGACUACCACGACGACGAUCACAUCGCCCACCGCCUUCUUUGCGAGCCACACUUGCGUCGUGACGCCACAAACGCGCUCGGCAACACGGCGCUGCAUAUGGCCAGUCAGCGCGGCUGGACGUCGCUGGUUGAGGCGCUCCUUGGCGACAACGUGAACGUCCAGAACGCGGCUGGCGACACGCCGGCAAGCGUCGCGCUCUUGCACGGCCAGUACGAUCUCGCGCUGCGCUUCUACCGCGACUUUGGCGCCCGUGUCAAUACGGUCAUGAGCAAUGGCUUGACACCGCUGUUGUGUGCGUGUCAGCACGGCCACCUGGCGUUGGUGCGCGUGCUGCUGGCGUCGCCCUGGCUUGAGCGCGAUGUCACGGACCAACAUGGCAAUUCGGCCCACAUGCUCGCUUGCUACACAGAUCCACGCGUGUUUUUUGCCUUGUGGACCAUCCGGGACGACGAGAUGGCGGCGACAAAUGAGGUCGGUCGCACGAUCUUGCACGUGGCCUGCGAAUAUGGCCGCGGGGCCGUCGUGGCGGCGCUUCUACCGCGUACCAUGAAUGACGUCAAUGCACCCGAUGCGGAUGGCAGCACGCCCCUUCUCCUGGCCUGUACCUCCAACCACGGAGCUGUCGUGGCCCAACUUCUCGCCGUGUCCGAGGUCGACACUGACCGUGCCGACAAGGUGCGCAACGUCCUCGCACUGCGUGGCCACGCGUCGGUGGUCGCCGCGCUGCUGUCGGUCCACGCCAAUGUGCAUGCAAUCGACAAUGAUGGCAAUACGCCGCUGCUCGUCGCAAGUGUGGCCAACCAUGCGUCGGUGGUCGCGCAGCUUCUGUCGGAUCACAGUGUCGACAUGACGAAAACCAACAAGGACGGACGAAUGGCGCUGCAUGUGGCCGCGCGGGCCGGGCAUGUGCGCGUGCUUCAAUUGCUGCUUGAGGCAAGACCCGCGGCCAUCGAUCUGCGCAGUGCCGAUGGUACGACCGCCCUCAUGGAGGCUGUCGACCACCGCAAGCCUGGCGCCGUGACGUUUCUGCUGCGCCAUCCAUGUAUUGACGCCAACGCCGUCGACAAGGACGGCAACACGGCGCUCAUGCGGCACUGCAUGCGCAGCAGCAACUAUGACGUGCUCGAGGCGCUCCUCAGCAGUCCCAAGGUCGACAUCAACCGUCGCAACCACGCGGGUGCGACUGCGCUGGCGCUGGCGUGCCAUGCGAAUGACCCGAUGCUGGCGGCGCAGCUCAUGCAGCGGCCCCAACUGGACGUCUCGACCAUCGAUGCGUCGUGUGGUCAUAUCGCACUGGCGGUGGCGUGUGCGCUGCAGUAUGUGUAUGUGGUGCGGAAGCUGCUGUCGUCGCCCGAGAUGGACGUCAACUACCGGGAUGCGAGCGGACUCACGACGCUGCUGCAAGUGUGCCUCAACGAAGGCAACGUCAAGAUUGUCCAUUUGCUCUUGGAAAGACCAGAAAUCGACACCAGCGUGCGGGACAAGCACGGCAACUCGGCGUUGAUUUUAGCGACGCGCCAAGGCCAUCCUGGUAUCGUGCGGGCGCUGCUGGCGCACGGUAGCUGCCAUGUCAACGCCGUCAACGACGCGGGAUCGUCGGCGCUGCAUGACGCGUGUCAAGCGAGGAACGCGGUGGACCUCGUGCCGCUGCUCUUGCGCUCCCCAUCGAUCGACGUCAACUGCCUCGACAAGAAAGGACAGACCCCGCUUAUGGUUGCCUGCGUGUCCGCUGCAGAUGCUGUGAUCGACCUCCUGCUCGAUCACCCGCGUAUCAAUGUCAGCACGUCUGGCCACGAGCACUUUGGACCGCUGCAGAUUGCAGUGCGACAGCGUGCAGUCGAGGUGGUCACGCGACUGAUCCAGCACCCGACUGCUGUCGUCGAGGUUGCGUACGAAUGGGUCUUUUUGGCGUGGGUACGGGCCGUCAACAACCAGCAUCUACCGCUUUUAAGCGCUCUGGCGGCCCGUGUGGACGUCAAUAAGGCGCUGGUUAUGCCCGACCGAUCGUGCGACGACGAGCAAAGACGUGCUCGGAUGGCGUCGGCGCGUCCCGGGGCGUCGGUCGGCGCGGACCUGCGUUGGAUGCACCCCAAGGUCAAGGUCGAGUGGGUGGCUUCUACCAAUCGCCGCGAGUGCGCCGAUGCGACCGUGGCCAGCUGUAAGACAGGCAAGAAUGCGCUCAUGGUCGCGUGCCUCUUCAGCAACGACGCCAUGGUCGACCUUUUGAUGUCGCAGCCAACGAUCGACGUCAACGCGGUCGACAUGGUGCAUAAUAUUGUCAUUUGUGUUCAGCGCUGA